Molecule: messenger RNA, 1446 nt
Organism: Ictalurus furcatus (blue catfish)
Lineage: Eukaryota; Metazoa; Chordata; Actinopteri; Siluriformes; Ictaluridae
Product: adhesion G-protein coupled receptor G7-like
Exons: 6
Coding region: 44-925 (293 amino acids)
Biological process (GO): adenylate cyclase-activating G protein-coupled receptor signaling pathway; cell surface receptor signaling pathway
Cellular component (GO): membrane
Molecular function (GO): G protein-coupled receptor activity
Source: RefSeq, a predicted model, not a curated record
CGCCUCCAUUUCUCCUAGUGACCAGUUUCCCAUUGAUGUCCAGAUGGACGUCAACCUUAAAGAAGCUACAAACACGAACCACGAAGGCACCGAUAUUGGCUUCGUGCUGUACAAUAACGAUCAGUUCUUCAGAUCCAAGGUCUUCCAACCGUCACUGAACAUCAACAGAAGAGUGAUCACUGCAUCCCUGGAGGGGGAAAAUGUCCUUGAAUUUGUUAACUUCACUAUGAAGGCCCAGAAACCGUCUUCUGCGAGUUUCUAUGAUUUCGCGUGUGUGAUUUGGGACGACAAGGAGCGAGACUGGAAUACAGAGGGCUGCGAGAAAAUCUGGAGUUCAGCUCAUCGGAGCUGCAGAUGUGAAGGCAAAGCACAGUUCGCCAACUUUGCCAUGUUAAUGAGUUUCCGCACAAACCCUGAAAUAGCCGAGGCUUUAGGCAUAAUCGACCUAAUCGGAUGUUUUCUGUCUGUCGUGUGUUUGACCAUCACGAUGAUGUUCCAGAUCCUGACCAGAAAGUCAAGAAGAUCCAGUCCUACCGUCCUGAUGGUCAGCAUCUGUGUGUGUAUGACCAUCGUCUACCUCCUCUUCAUCUUCGGCAUUAAUAACUCGUACCUCAGCUCCGGUGCUGCUAUUUCAACAGAGAACAUCAUUCCUCCAUUUGAUUUCCAUCAAGAUCCAGACUUUGGGCCGUGUACAGUGGUGACCGUUCUCCUCCACUACUUCCUGUUAGCAGCGUUCACCUGGAGCAUGCUGUACUCCGUGCACAUCUUCCUCCUGAUCAAAAAUACCAUCUCAGGGCCGCCACAAUACUUCAGUGUCUUAUCCAUGGUAGUGGGUUGGGGUCUUCCUGCGGUGGUGGUUGGAAUCUCUUUAGGGAUCACGUACCGGCUCGACAACCCCUUAAACUACAGACAGGAGGCGCUGUGAGUACGGAAACCUACAGUGUUUCUAUAGUAACAGAUCAUUAACCGGGACUUGUCGGGUCAUAAUAAAUGAAGUUGAAUAAUAAAUUGAUUUAAUCUAAUUGUUGCUUGGUGAAGUUUUCUGCGAGCCAGAAAGUUUUAAUAACUUCCAGAGAGAGAAAAAAGUAGACGCUGGUGUUCAUACAUGUGUGUGUGUGUGUCUGUGUGUAGCUGUUGGCUGGCUGUCCUGGAUCAGAAUAACAGAUUUGAUGGGAUGAAACCCAUGCUGUGGAGUUUCCUGCUCCCUGUCGCUGUAAUGCUCCUCUUUAACAUAGCAGUAUUCUUUUACUUCUCAUACGCCACCUGCAGGACCAACCCUGACCUCAACAGGUGUGUGCGUAUGUGCGACAAUAUGAAACAAUCGCAACAAAUAUAUACACGCUCAGCCUAGCAUUCAGUAAUGUUGAUCAGUUUUCAUCUGCAGGUAAAAAGUCAGCUUCAAGAUAACGGUUGCUCCCCCCCCCCAUAGUUCACAGGUCACUCCUC